CCUGCGCCAGUUCGUGUUGCUGCUAGGCGUGUUUUGACGCCGCCCGCCCCUUUCCCAAAAUUAAAAUUACCAAGAGUUCAUUCACUUAGUCUCAAUCACAGGUAACUUCAUCUCUCGCCAUUGACGCCUUUACAUCGCGGAGAAGAGCUUGUUUUGAAAAAGAAAUAAAAGUUUUGUGAGAAUGAACAGAUAUAUAUAGAGAAAGUAAAAAAUGAAUACUCGCUUUGUGGAAAAUAUAUUUGCCCCACUAAUGUGAAGUACAUCUGAAUGCUUUUGAAACGCGACAACUUGUUACGUGUUGAUGUUAGUAACGUGCUUUUGGUACGUUGGGAAGUUUUGACAGUACUGUAUUUGCUUUUUUAUUCUGUGACUAUUACCGGUAAUCUGCUUCACGUUUCAAUGGAGUUAACGAAAUGCACGUGCAUUUUUACUUUCAUACAAUCACGACUGCCAUGUGUGAAUGUGUGUAAAAUGUGUGUGAACAUUAGAGGAGUCAUCAGCGCAAGUGAAUUUCGUCUCGAACGUCGUCGACGCUUCGCGACAUUUCUUCCCCAUCGUCAAGUAAAGGGUACGUCAGUAACGGACCUACCGCGAGUUCGCCUUCAAAUUAAAGGUACACACGUUUGCGCCCAACUAUACGAGCAGUGUAAAAAUGCACCAUAAGGACAAAUGCGAACUUAAGUCGUUUCUAAUGACUGAUCGAUAUCGGUUAGACGCGUAUUUUUUAAGUCUACUGUUGUGUCUGGCUGAAAUCAUCAACACGAUGCUUUUUGUAUGCAAAGUAUAAUCAACACUGCUAGCUGUUAAAUAUGACUAACUUGACGCGAAGUACUCCUCCUGCGAGCCCCCACAGCAGUUGUUGACAGAUAAGGGAAGAUUAUGUGGAGUGGAGCGGGGCAACAGUGUGAAUCAACGUGUCUGUGACAACGUGAUCUACACAACAAUAGCGUCAUCGGUGCAGUCGACAAUUGGAGCCCCCUGGCUUCUUUAGCCACAAUGCUGUGUUGGGGCAAUGCCUCCUAUGGCCAGCUCGGUUUGGGGGGCAUUGAUGAAGAGAUAGUAGUAGAGCCAAGGAAAUGUGACUUCUUCCACGCGAAGCGAGUGCGCGAUGUAGGCUGCGGACGCAAGCACACAGCCUUCGUGCUGGAGGAUGGCACAGUAUACACAUGUGGCUGCAAUGAUCUUGGUCAACUGGGCCAUGAGAAGUCCCGGAAGAAACCAGAGCAGGUUGUGGCUCUGGAUGCUCAGAUCAUCAUUGCAGUGUCUUGUGGAGAGUCGCAUACACUUGCCUUGAAUGACAGCGGGCAGGUUUUCUCAUGGGGCCUUGGCUCAGAUGGGCAGCUGGGCUUAAACAACUUUGAAGAAUGUGUUCGUGUGCCUAGAAACAUCAAGACUUUGACUGAUGUUCAAAUCACUCAGGUAGCCUGCGGGUACUGGCACUCACUAGCACUUUCAAAAGGGAGCCAGGUUUUCUCCUGGGGUCAAAAUCGAUAUGGACAACUCGGUCUUGGAGUAAACGGGCAAAGCAUUUCAACCCCUCAAAUCAUUCAGUCUCUGCUGGGCAUUCCUUUUGCUCAGAUAUCAGCAGGUGGCGCUCACAGUUUCACCCUCACCCUCUCUGGAGCUGUGUUUGGUUGGGGCCGUAACAAGUUUGGUCAGCUUGGUCUCAGUGACAGCAAUGACCGGUGUUUUCCAACCCUGCUGAAGUCACUUAGAUCGCAGAGAGUAAUUUUUGUCUCCUGUGGAGAAGAUCACACAGCAGCCCUGACCAAGUUAAGGGGUGUCUUUACAUUCGGAGCAGGAGGAUAUGGUCAGCUGGGGCACAACGCCACAACUCAUGAAAUCAACCCGAGGAAAGUGUUUGAGCUCAUGGGAAAUGUAGUCACACAGAUUGCAUGUGGAAGGCAGCACACACUGGCUUUCACACCCUCAUGCGGAAAGAUGGACUCGUUUGGUCUUGGUGGAAAUGGACAGCUUGGUACACGCUCCAGCUGCAACAGGAAAACCCCGGGCCCCGUCAAGGGUCCCUGGAUACACUCUGUUGAUUCAGAUGAUCAAGUCAUGAAUCAGAACUGUUGUAUCAAGAAGAUUUAUGCUGGAGGAGACCAAAGCUUUGCUCACUAUUGUAAUACCAACGGCCUGCAAAACAUUGAUCAUGUGACGACAGCAGAUGCCCAGCGAAGACUUUGUACUGUGAAUGAGGAAACCAUCCAAAGAUGGCUGAACCAUUCGCCCGGAAGAGUCCCGCAAGAAAUCUCCAAUGAGAUUGACCUGGUGUUCUCAACUGCGAGCUGCCUCAACGGGUCCUUUUUGUCUGUGAGUCAUCCAGAUCACUACAGCACCAGCAGUAAAUGUUCAGGGAUCGAUAUGAACAUGGCCCGUCUCCUGUUUCACAGACUGAUUACACCAGACUACCCUGAGAUUGCCCAACAGAUUGCUGCAAGUAUGGAGAAGAAUCUAAUCCCCCGACUAAGCAACUCCCCUCCAGACAUAGAAGCACUGAGGCUCUACCUCACGCUUCCAGAAUGCCCUCUCUUCAGUGAUCCGAACAAUUACGUGACUAUCUCCAUCCCAUUUGCCAAAUCACUGCUCAGCCUGAAAGAAGCGCCGCUUAAAGUGCUAGGAAACUGGUGGUCCACGUUUGAGCCCCAAGUCUUCCAACGGCUGGUCGAGGUGUACAAAGGAGUGGUGGUGUACCUGCUCCAGAUGCACAAGGUCGGAAUCCCAUCGACAGAGCAAAGAAUUUUCACCAGUUUUUUGGACACGUCACUUCAGCUGCUCGAGAUCCUUCACUUGGUGAAUGAGCGAGGCGGACACAUUAUACAGUAUGACAAAUUCUACAUUCAUGAGUUGGAUGACUUGAUCGACAUCAGAAAUGACUACAUCACUUGGAUUCAGAGACAAAUGUACCCAGGGGGUCAUGAUGGCGUGGUGACUAUGUGCAGGUAUCCCUUUGUAUUUGAUGCCCCGGCAAAGACCACUCUGCUUCAGACUGAUGCGGUCUUACAAAUGCAGAUGGCAGUGGAUCAGGCUCAAAUGCAAAACUUGAGUUCCAUGUUCCUGCCUGCUGUGGAAUCUGUAAACCCAUGCCUCAUCCUCAUCGUCCGGAGGGAAAAUAUAGUUGGAGACACAAUGGAAGUUCUCAGGAAGUCAAAGAAUGUCGACUACAAGAAGCCGCUGAAGGUUGUCUUUGUGGGAGAAGAGGCAGUCGAUGCAGGAGGUGUAAGAAAAGAGUUCUUCCUCCUGAUUAUGAAAGAGCUGUUGGAUCCAAAGUAUGGGAUGUUCCGUUACCAUGAGGAAUCCAGGCUCCUGUGGUUUUCAAGCAAGACUUUUGAGGACAUCGAAUUGUUUAGCCUCAUCGGAGUCAUAUGCGGUCUCGCCAUCUACAACCUCACCAUUGUGGAGCUCAACUUCCCAGUGGCCUUGUACAAGAAGCUUCUGAAGAGGAAUGCCACGUUAGAUGACCUGAAGGAGCUCAUGCCAGAUGUGGGAAGGAGUCUCCAGCUGUUACUCGACUACCCCGAGGAUGACCUUGAGGAAACCUUCUGCUUGAACUUCACAAUCACAGAGGAAAACUACGGUGCUACAGAGGUGUUGGAACUCAUACCAAAUGGUGAAAACAUUAACGUGAAUAAAUCCAACCGGCAGGACUUUGUCAACGCAUACGUAGACCAUACAUUCAACACCUCAGUCGCCCCACUAUUUGAAUGCUUCUAUGCAGGCUUCCACAAGGUUUGUGGAGGCAAAGUUCUGGAGCUGUUCCAGCCCAAUGAACUGCAAGCCAUGGUGAUUGGCAACACCAACUAUGACUGGACUGAACUUGAAAAGAGCACUGAAUACAAGGGAGAGUACUGGGCAGACCAUCCCACCAUUAAGCUCUUCUGGGCAGUGUUCCACAACCUUCCUUUAGAGAAGAAAAAAGAGUUUCUCUUGUUCCUCACAGGAAGUGAUCGCAUACCCAUCUUGGGCAUGAAAAGCCUUAAACUAGUGAUCCAGCCGACCAGUGGGGGAGAACAUUAUUUGCCCGUCGCCCACACGUGCUUCAACUUGUUGGACCUGCCCAAAUACACCAAUGCAGAAACACUGCGUGAGAAGCUUCUUCAAGCUAUAGAUCAUAAUCAAGGCUUUAAUCUUGCAUGAGGUCACUUUGAAAGGUCCAAAUGUCCGCAUUUCGGGCCAUGUCAGCAUUUUGUGUUUCUUGGGAUUUUUUUUCCAGCUUUUCACAGCCCUAAUAGGUAUUUUGUUAAGUAAAACAACUACUAGAAGGGGACCUAUAGUACAUUUGACAUUGCAGUUAUGUGCAUUCGAUGUUUGGAUAUGGCAAGUACAAGGAGGUAGUGUUACAAUACAUGCAAGAUUUUUUUUACACAGUACAUGCAACUGAGAGCACUACCUUCUUGACAACUGAAAUCCAAUUCUGCAAAAAUACUUUCUUGAACAUGGACUAUAAAUUGACCAGAUUUAAACAAAACACUUGCUUCCAAGUGUUCUGAACAAAACCUGCUUGUUUCGGGGUAGCUGGGAUGAUAAAAAUCUCACUUUUACAAGAGCGAACACAGUCCGCCCCCUUCUGCAUGAAAUGUGUGCUUUAGAAAUGACUAACCUGUGUUUCACGUAAAUUCGAUUGUGAUCAUGGAUACAGAACUGUACAAAACAUUUGCUUGGAGUGCAACGUCUUGGCUUUGAAGAUGAAAUAAAAUGCUGGUCAUUGUCAGGA
Molecule: messenger RNA, 4717 nt
Organism: Hippocampus zosterae (dwarf seahorse)
Lineage: Eukaryota; Metazoa; Chordata; Actinopteri; Syngnathiformes; Syngnathidae
Gene: herc4
Product: HECT and RLD domain containing E3 ubiquitin protein ligase 4
Exons: 24
Coding region: 997-4140 (1047 amino acids)
Biological process (GO): protein ubiquitination; ubiquitin-dependent protein catabolic process
Cellular component (GO): cytoplasm
Molecular function (GO): ubiquitin protein ligase activity
Source: RefSeq, a predicted model, not a curated record